Seminavis robusta is the source of this 264-nucleotide messenger RNA. The record is from the annotation of a GenBank genome assembly. NCBI's taxonomy places the organism in Eukaryota, Bacillariophyta, Bacillariophyceae, Naviculales, Naviculaceae.
AUGCUGAACUGCUGGAUGCCAAUCUGGGCAUCCCAGAGAGAGAGAGAGUCGAAGUUCCGAAAAGCAGCCAGCUUCGUAAUACUGUAUUCAUCGAUUGACCAGAGCAGCAGGCAUUCGGUCUCCACAGGUGCUCGCAAUCUUGGUAUUGCGUCUGGCCAAGUGCUUGUCACGGACAUCAGCUGGUUUGGGUCUCGGUGUUGGUCGAGUGGCUCAUCGGGGAAUGUCCAGGUCGGUCCAGCGAGGCGCGGAGAUUGGUAUCAUUGA